UGCUAGCGCCGAGAGCUGGCGCCUCCGCGGUGAGAGCGAGAACCUCGCAGCCCGGCCGUGGGGGCGACGUGGAGGUCGAAGGCAGUGCCUGAAAUCCAGCUAACAGUAGACAAAUCUCUUUAAAGAUCAGUGUCCUUUGGGAACAUUCAAGAUAAAGUUGUAACCAUUUUCAACAAGGACCAGUGAUCAAAAUCCUUCUUUUUAAAAAGAGACUUCCAAGUUAAACAUGAAAGGAAAAUACUAGAAUUGCUUGGAUUCUAACUGACAGAAUAAAGAAUACAGUAUUUCACGGUUACUUAUGAUGGAACCUCAGUAGAAUUCACACUUUGUCAUGCACCCAACUGGGAACAUGGAUGCCGGUUUUUCUCGUUCUGCUCUUCAGACCCUGUCAAGAAGCCACUGCAAAAAUAUCAAACAAAAAAUUUCUCAGUGGGAAGGAAGAACGAAUGGUAUAUCUAACCCAGAAAGGUGGCAUCCAAAGGACUUUGGAGUGAGGUAUAAUAACUGUCAUCAAGAGAUUCUUGAGAAAAAUCCUGUUGUUGAGGGAAAGAGCAAAAAGUUGGAUGCAGCCAACUCUCAAAAUGUCGGUCUAGAUAUCAAUGCAGAUGCCAAAAGCCAGGACCAAACUGACGGUGAAAGUGAGAAACAUGAAGAUAAUCGUACACACCCAUUUAGAAAUGAAUCAGAAUCCAGUUGGGUAUGUUCUCAGGUCAAACAGAUUGAAAGCUGGAAAGACGUUUUGGAUGCAGAGACUUCCUUACCUCCAGGAAAUUUCUAUACCUCACAGAUACUGUGGAAGAAAAUAGAGGCACUUCCCCCAGAUAAAGUCUUCAAUUUGGCUUUAGAACAUUCAGAAAAAGAACUGAAUUUCCAAGUUCCGGAUAGUUCAUAUGGAAUAACCAAGAGCUUAGAAAAUAUUUACUCUGAACCCGAGGGACAGGAAUGUGGACCUUCUAUAAAUCCUUUGCCCAAGCCUCGUAGGACGUUCAGAUAUUUAUCUGAGUCUGGUGUUGUGCCAUGUAAAGAAAGAAACUGUGACAGAAAAAACUGUGAAAAUAAUUCUUGUGCAGAGUAUUCUUUGGCCUCUUCUCAGGAACCCGAACCAAAGAAAUAUGGCAGACAAAUCAGAGGGAGAUCUAAAAGGAAAUCCUUUGAAUUUGAGGAUAUUCAGCACUUUCGAAAUCGGAACUCACAGAAGAUUCAUGAAGAACUUGGAAGAAAUUCUGGCUCAGCACUUUAUUAUACACAGUCUGAGGACAAUAUCUAUGAGGAUAUCAUAUAUCCCUCCAAAGAAAAUCCAUAUGAAGAUAUUCCAAUACAGCCUUUGCCCAUGUGGAGAUCCCCUUCGGCCUGGAAACUACCGCCCCCUAAAAGUGCUUUCAGAGCACCAAAGCUUCCUCCCAAACCUCAGUUCCUGCACCGGAAGACUAUGGAACUGAAGACCUCCCAAGCUUUUUUACGGUCAAAGCUCACAAAGGAUACCACUUUGCCUGUCACUUUAACGGAAUGGAAGCUUUUCCGAGCUGGAGAAGUUGCAAACAGGAAAAGGAAAAAUCUUCCAAGGCUCGUAUUGAAAAUUGCUGAUGUAUUUGAGUCUAAGAGAGGGAAAAAGAGGGUAAAGUUACACCCAUACACUGGAAAAGACGUACCUCCCUCAAAAGGUGAAACCAGUGGGAACGAAAGUGAUGCGGAGUAUCUGCCAAAGAACCGCCACAAGCGCUUAGCCCAGCUCCAGCAGUCUUCCAAGAGGAAUCCUCACUACCAGACCUUAGAGAGGGAUCUUAUUGAAUUACAGGAGCAGCAGCUCUUUGAACUUUUUGUGGUGGUGUCCCUCCAGAAGAAGCCAUCGGAAAUAAGCUACAUUCCCCAGGUCAUACAGCAGUUCCCUGGCAAGGGUGAUCAUGGCUUUAAGCAGUCCAAAGACACCGAAGAGAGGCUCAAAGUUAUCCCCAAGUUUUGUUUUCCUGACUCAAAAGACUGGGUGCCAACCUCAGAACUCAAGAGUGAAACAUUCUCCUUUGUCUUAACUGGUGAAGAUGGGAGCCGCUGGUUUGGUUACUGUAAGAAGCUUUUGCCAGAAGGCAAAGGGAAGCGACUCCCUGAGGUGUACUGCAUGGUUAGCCGCCUGGGCUGCUUCAACCUUUUUUCCAAGAUUCUGGAUGAAGUGGAGAAGAGAAGGGAAAUGUCUCCAGCCCUGGUUUACCCAUUCAUGCGAAGUGUCAUGGAAGCUCCCUUCCCAGCUCCUGGACGCACCAUCACAGUUAAGAGCUACCUCCCUGGGGCUGGCGAUGGGUCUAUUGAACUCUGCCGACCACUGGAUUCCCGACUAGAACAUGUUGACUUUGAAUGUCUCUUUAAGUGCCUGAGUGUGUGCAAUCUCAUCCGGGUCUGUGCCUCCCUCCUUUUGGAACGGAGGGUAAUCUUUGUUGCCAACAGCCUAAGCACCCUGUCAAAAUGUGGCCAUGCUGUGGUUGCCACACUGUAUCCGUUCACCUGGCAGCAUACCUACAUCCCAGUCCUACCAGCAUCUAUGAUCGACAUCGUGUGCUCACCCACUCCGUUCCUUAUUGGAAUCCUGUCUUGCUCCUUACCGCAGCUCCAGGACCUCCCCAUUGAAGAGGUGCUGAUAGUUGAUCUCUGUGCAGACAAGUUCUUACAGGAGGUAUCUGAUGAGGGUGAAAUUUUACCUCCUAAACUCCAAGCUGCCUUGAUGCAGAUUUUGGAAGAACGAAAUGAAAUCUUGGCUCAGGAGCAGAAUUUUUCACAAGCAGACGUGACACUCAACUCUCUGGUGUCUGAGGCAUUUGUGAGGUUUUUUGUGGAGCUGGUGGGACAUUAUUCUUUGAGCAUGACUGUCACUGAGCGUGGGGAGCGUGUAUUCCAAAGGGAACCAUUCCGUAAAUCCCACACCUCCCGAAGUGUACGCCACUUCCUGGAUCUCUUCAUGGAAACUCAGAUGUUUGCAGGCUUCAUCCAGGACCGAGAGCUUCGGAAAAGUGGGGUGAAAGGUUUGUUUGAGGUCCGGGCCCUCCAGUAUUUGGAAACAAUUCCAGAGUCUGAGCCCAGUGGGAUGAAUAGAAUUUUGCGGAGUCUUGGAAGUAAAAUGAAAUUUCUGCAGAAGAAAUGAAAUCUUUGAUAGACUGUCUUCAUCCUAAAUAGAACAGAAAGUGCCAAAGAAAAUAUUUUUCCAAGAGUCAGGAGGCCCUGGAGUAGCCUACAAAAUCCUGGAAAAUUUGAAAAGGUUACAAAGCAGGCCAGGUCCUUGGAGGAGGAUUCUCCUGCUGCUGCUGUAGUAAUCACUGGAGAGUUGUCGAGAGUAGUCUGGAACCAAUGUUCUAAUUACUCUGCCUCCAUUCCCCACCCCCAACCCCCCCAGUAGCCUUUUCUAUUGAAUUCUUAGGCUCAUUCUUUGUGUUAUGUGCUUAGUCUGUGAAGGCAUUUGUCUUUUACUAGGGAAGGAUUUGGUGUUGCAUUUUUAAAAACUGCUCAAAGAGGAGGGGCACCUGGCUCAAAAAAA
Herpailurus yagouaroundi (jaguarundi) is the source of this 3517-nucleotide messenger RNA. RefSeq names its product DENN domain containing 2C (gene DENND2C). Bases 332 to 3127 code for a protein of 931 amino acids. The record is from RefSeq and is a predicted model, not a curated record. The transcript is spliced from 20 exons. NCBI's taxonomy places the organism in Eukaryota, Metazoa, Chordata, Mammalia, Carnivora, Felidae.